Messenger RNA from Sclerotinia trifoliorum, 1653 nucleotides. NCBI's taxonomy places the organism in Eukaryota, Fungi, Ascomycota, Leotiomycetes, Helotiales, Sclerotiniaceae. The record is from the annotation of a GenBank genome assembly.
UCCGUACAUCUACAUUUCACAUCAUUCAAUCUCCUCAUCCAUGAAAUCGUUGCAGUAUUAAAAUACCUUCGUUUUAAUAUUCUAUUCUUCUAGAAAAACGAUAUACGACCUCACUCGUUCGGUCGGAAAUCUUAAAUUCACACAGUACAUAAAUAUUAUUCAACUGCUUGUUUCACUCGGACAACACAAGCCAACCAUAAAGUUGAAUUGGCGGACGAUACGAAUCAACAAAACAAAACGAAACAUCCAUUGGAUAUUCACCAAUCAAUCAUCCAACGAGAAAAGCAACAUCUUUUGGAGAAGUUCUUUUUGGUAGAUCUGAUCGAAAUUUAUUCGGACAUUGGAAGGAAUAUUUAGGAAAUCAAAUAGGAGAUUUUGGUGCCAUUUAAAAGCGUUUGAAAAUAUCAACACACACGAUGCGGACUCAACGAUCAUUUCAGCUAUAUUCCGUCAUCCUACUAUGCCUUUCUACAUUUGUAACUGCAUGGCCAUGGCCCAAAUGGCUACCAGAAUUAGAUUCCAUAAUUGUAGUGCGACAAGACGACACUUCUUCGCAGUCUUCUGCUGCUGGUAUGAAUCUCACUAUCAAUAUUCUAGUGUUUACCUACUGACAUUUCAAAAGAUAAUACAGCAUCUGCCACUGCCACUGCUACUACCACAGCCACCGCAGCAUCAAGACCUACAAACACGGCAUCAGAAACUGGCUCUCAAUCAAGCGAUUCCAAGUCAACGACGAAAACGAGCUCGCAAACAGGCUCAAAUUCAGCCACCACAUCUGGAUCGAAAACAACAAAAACGGGUUCUUCUCAUUCUAAUUCUACGAUUCAUCAUACGACCUACAAUGCAACUUAUGCCGCAGGUGGUAUCUCUCUAAUGACCCCAGCCGCUGCUUCCACGACAUACUUCAAAAUUGGUGACUAUAUUACCUUCGCCUGGAAUUUUACAUCUCUCCAAGCUACUCCUACUGCUGUCAACAUCAUGGCCACUUGUAAAGCCAACGCUCAGUUAUACACGAUAGCCACGAACCAAACUGUCACGAACUCCGUACAAGCAGUAACUUGGGAUACUAGUGGCUAUCAAGCGACUGCUGUUACAAACCCCUUGCUCACGGAAACUUACACUUUGAUCAUCUAUGAUGCGGAGAGCAGUAUCAGCGCCACUCCUGAAGCGGGAUAUCUGUCGACAUACAAUCAAUAUUCUUUUGGAAUGUACGUGCCGCAGCCAUACGCUCCUCUUAAUGAUUGGGUAUGUGCUACUUGCAGCGGUGCAUUGUCCGAUAUGGAGAGACAGGCAUUGAGGUUGAUGUUUACCAUGGGUUUUGUUACUGUGCUCAGCUUUACCUGGUUUGUGACUGGAUUGGAUGUUAUUUGGUAACGGAAAGACACCAACACAAUAAUUCUUCUUCUUAAUUUCGGGCGUGUUGGAUUGGAGGCAACUGGAGGAUGAGAAGAACAUGAAGAAACAUUGGAUGGCAUAUGGGGGACAUUCCGUUUGGGCAAGAUUUGAAAAUGAAAAUCCUGGUUUGGGGUAAUGGUGUUCGGGGGUUUGGGUGUGAGUGUGCAUUUUCUGGAUUUAGCACUUUUCAUGCAUGCAUAGAUAGCAGGGAGAAGUUUAUAACUACCUAAUGAAUGAUUGAGAGCGAACUGCUUUAAA